Messenger RNA from Hydatigera taeniaeformis, 1086 nucleotides. Lineage: Eukaryota; Metazoa; Platyhelminthes; Cestoda; Cyclophyllidea; Taeniidae. The record is from the annotation of a GenBank genome assembly.
AUGGGCGCAAGGAAGCUGACGGAUACAUUCCUUUUUAUGCGGAGUAAUGCUGUUCAGAACAGGACUUUUUCGGGAAAUUUACAGUCCCGCUCAUCAGACAAGGAGAAAUUGCUAGAUGAAUCUGCUAAUAUUGAACUUGGAACCACUCAACUUAAUAGUGGGUUGCACGAGUGGCAAAACAUGGUUAAGUCGAUCAACUUUCAAUUUACCGUCAUUCGUCAAAAAAUGAGGGAACUCGUAACUUUACAUGAUCGUCACAUAAUGGCCGCCAAAUUGGAUGACAACCUCGAUGAAGAUCAAGAAAUCGAACUGCAGACGAAAGAACUGACUCAGCUUUUUACAUUGUGUCACCGCCAAUUGUCGCAACUAACAGCACUGAAGCGGAAAAUUCAGAUGAGCAGCAGAGCACAACCCGAGAGGUUGAUGACUAAUGCGCUUUCCUGUCUCGCCAGAACGCUGCAAGAACUCUCACUGACUUUCAGAAAGGUUCAGUCACAAUAUCUAAACGAGCUGAAAGCAAGAGAUGAACGGAUUCGUGGAUAUUUAAAUGUGACUUUGGGCUCCGAACUUACUGCCGAUGACGUAGCUGGUUUAGCUGAGUUUGAUCUGCUUGAACCUCCUACCGGUGAUCAGACCCAAUUGCUUCUGGCGGAAAAUACAAAGGCUGUUGAGCGAAGGGAGCAGGAAAUAACACAGAUUGUUCGGUCUCUUCAUGAAUUAAAUGAAAUCUUCCGUGAUGUUGCCCAGCUUGUUGUCGACCAGGGCACCCUUGUUGACCGCAUCGAUUACAAUGUGGAACAGACGCAGGUUCGCGUUCAGGAGAGCCUGAAACAGUUGACGAAGGCGGAUUCACACCAGAAGAGGGAUAAGAAACUACUCGUCAUCUUUGUUCUGGCUUGCCUCGUUAUGAUCCUUGGCACCAUUCUAACUAAGGCAAGUGCCAGGCACCAAGUCUGCUUUGAGACGACUGAGCUGUCAGUGCGCCAAGACUCGAUUUCAAGUCAAGACAUGCAUAUAACUGUGGAGCGUCGCGAGCACCUCCGUCCAAAGCUCUUGAAGGAGACAAUGCAGAAGGCUCCUGCCUAA